AUGGGCAAAAACAGCGGACAAAAGAGGAAGCAAAUGAGAAUGGAUCCCCCACUCACUUUCAUGACGGUUGGAAGCUUUGCAACAAUGGAACAAGCACGAAAAUUGGACUUCUCAGUGAACGAAGUGUACGACUUUCCAAAGAUUCACUACGCCCCCAUCAAGAUUGGAGGAAUCAAAGACAGCGUCAACAUCGAGGCAAUCAUUGAAUACUACAUCCCUUUUGCCAACGAGAAUGGAGAAAAUCACACGUUGAUGAUUGGAUUGACGGAGCAACUACCCAUCAACACACUCUUUGGAUUACCAUUCAUGUUGAAGGUAAAGAUGGCGCCAGACUUUCAUCAAAAAACAGUAACUUCAAGCCUCUUCAACCAGGAAUUUGAACUCAUCAUGGAGCGACCCACAAUGCUUCCAGUGGAACACAUCAGAAGAGAUCAAGCAGCGUCACCCAAAGUACUAUUCAACAACAACAAGAAAGAGACAGGACAGAGAGCCAUCAUCAUCAGAAAACACCAACACAGCGCGCCCACCACCACCACCAACAUUACACCGAAGAAAACAUGA
Cylindrotheca closterium is the source of this 561-nucleotide messenger RNA. Lineage: Eukaryota; Bacillariophyta; Bacillariophyceae; Bacillariales; Bacillariaceae. The record is from the annotation of a GenBank genome assembly.